Molecule: messenger RNA, 939 nt
Organism: Hemisphaericaspora subhashii
Lineage: Eukaryota; Fungi; Ascomycota; Pichiomycetes; Serinales; Debaryomycetaceae
Exons: 1
Coding region: 1-939 (312 amino acids)
Cellular component (GO): endomembrane system
Source: RefSeq, a predicted model, not a curated record
AUGAAAUUCCUGUCAGUUAACUUGUUGAUUCUUUUCAUUGUUUCUUUGGUAGCAGCUUCUUCUCAAUGGACUAAAGAAGAUUAUGAAAUUUUUAAUUUAAAUGACAAAAUUCAAGAAGAUUUAGGAAAGAAGGUAACGUUCUAUUCUUGGCUUGGAUUAGAAAAUGGUCCAAAAUCAACCCAGCAAGAAAUUACAAAGGCUUAUAGACAACUUUCCCGUAAGUUACAUCCUGACAAAUGGAAUUCAAAACCUAAGAAUCAAAGAAAGAAAGCAAAUGAAAGAUUUCAACGAUUAUCAUUGGUAGGAAAUAUUUUAAGAGAUCAAUCUUUGAAAAGAAGAUAUGAUUAUUUUUAUAAUAAAGGUUUCCCUAAAUGGAAAGGAACUGGUUAUUACUAUUCCAAAUUCCGUCCUGGUUUGAUAUUUACAUUGUCUAUUAUUUAUUGUCUUGUUGGAAUUUUCCAUUUUGUUGGUCUUAGAAUUAAUAGAAAACAAGAUUAUAAACGAUUGGUUGAUUUGAAAAAUGAAAUCAAAAAUCAAGCAUGGGGAGGUUCUCAAAUACCACCAAGUGAUGGAUCUGAUCGUAAAAUAGUUAAUGAAUCUAAUGGGAAAACAUUCCUUAUUAAACCAGAUGGUUUUGUUUAUUUAAUAAAUUCUGAAGAUAAUGAUAAUUUAGUGGAAUUAGAUGAAAAUGAAAUCAAUUUAUCUCCUGGAUUUAAAGAAUCCUUAUUCUUUAAGAUUCCAAUCUAUUUUUACAAUCUUACCAUUGGAAAUUACGUGGGUAAGCCAAUUAGUACCAAUGUUGAAUAUGUCAACAAGAAGAAAGUUGAAGAACAAGCUGCAGAACAAGCGGAAAAGAAGAAACAAAGGAAAAAGGCUAAAAGAGGAGGUGAAAGAAUUGAAUUACCAAAUGGUAAAGUUGUUUAUAGUAGAAAGAAAUAA